Bemisia tabaci is the source of this 2420-nucleotide messenger RNA. RefSeq names its product N-terminal methyltransferase (gene Ntmt). Lineage: Eukaryota; Metazoa; Arthropoda; Insecta; Hemiptera; Aleyrodidae. Gene Ontology annotation, biological process: N-terminal protein amino acid methylation. Gene Ontology annotation, cellular component: cytoplasm. Gene Ontology annotation, molecular function: N-terminal protein N-methyltransferase activity. The record is from RefSeq and is a predicted model, not a curated record.
UCAUUAUAUGUGUUUAGAGUUUCCAUAAUUAAAUUUUCCAAUGGGGCCUAUGUAAAAGAUCACUGACAAUGAGAAUAUUGCUCUGCUCUGAGGUGUUCUCUUAGGAAAAUUCAAAAAUCCCGCGUAAAUUGGAAUUCUGGAUCGGCAGCGCUGAAGUGGCCGUGGUUCUAACUAGCAUUCAAAACAUAACCUACAAAACAAGCAAGUGGCAAGCAAGUGUGUACUUUUUUCAAUACCCAUUGUGAACUCCAUGCUCAUACUUCACAGUACUUUUUAAUUUUUCUACUAGCAUGAAAGCAAUGAGUUAGAUUUGGAUCAAAAAGUUUCUCUCACCUCCUCUUUGAUAAGUUACAUUUAUUUUUAUUCACUGUUAGUCCAACAUAAUCCAAGGAAGAAGGUUGAGCAUCUCUCUGGGCCUCCAGGUCUUUGGAAGAUAACUUCUCCAGAAGCUGUUUAUACCUGCCUUUUCAAGCGAAACCCUCAAAAAUGAGUUCUGAUACAGAGGAUCAAAUAACUUCUCCGGAUGAAUUCUAUGAAAAGUGCUACAACCACUGGUCAAAAAUUCCUGCAACCAUGAACGGUGUAUUGGAUGGCCUCAGUCAUAUUUCUUGCAUAGAUGUUAGUGGCUCAGAAGAAUUUUUAGAGAAAAUUUAUAGAACUCCUCAGCAUCCCGGAAAAUCCAGAGCUCUUGAUUGCGGAGCUGGCAUCGGAAGAGUCACCAAGUAUCUACUGGCAAAAUUCUUUGACAAAGUUGAUUUAGUCGAACAGAAUCCAACAUUCAUUGAAGAAGCUAAAAAAAGCCUCAGUUCUAACCCAAAGGUUGAUCAAUUCAUCUGUGUUGGUCUGCAAAAUUUUAUGCCGGACUUAGAAGGACCUAAGUACGAUGUAGUCUGGAUUCAAUGGGUUAUGCAAAAUGUUGUAGAUGAAGAUGUGGUGAAGUUUUUAAAAAAAUGCAAAUUGAUUCUUAACGAGCGAGGCAUCAUUGUGUUGAAAGAAAAUGUUACAUCGUCUGAUGAGGAUGACAUUGAUACCAGUGAUUCAACCAUCACGCGGUCAUGCAAGUCCUACAACCGGUUAUUCAAAGAAGCAAAAUUGCACUGUUUUAGAACGAAAGUUCAAAGAAAAUUUCCGAAAGAACUAUACUCGGUAAUGAUGUUUGCUACGAAACCAUACAGCAAAGAAUCAGUCAAGUGACUUAAUCUAUUAUAGGGGUGCUUUGAAAGAGUAGUAUUUUUCAUCUGGUCAUACUCUACAUUUCAGUGAGAAAAUUAGACCGUAAAUUUUAUUCAAAGUUGAAUAAAACCUCGGAAAUAAGAACCCAGGUUUAUGAAACCUUGAAGCAAUAUUCUCUAGGAAUUAUUCGCACUUGGCACUUGAGUCUUGAACUGUUCCAAACAGACCAAAAUUCAAAACUUGCUUAUUGCAAAGUACUGCAGUCUUCAUUGCUGCAGCGCUUUAUCUUGAGUCUGGAUCUGUUGGUAACAGAAUGAUAUGCAACUUCUGAAGUGAUCAGACUUUAUUUCUGAAUCUGUGGUGUCCAAGACCUAGCACCCUCAAAAUAAUAAUUUAUUUGGAAUCAAAACAUGUGAAGCUGACGAAAUGAGGCAUACGCGUUUUCUCAAGAUCAAAAUUUCUUAAGAGAAAUUAAUAUCUAUUUUUAGCGCAAUUUUAUCAAGCCAUUCUACUGUGCUUGUAAACAUAACUGAAUGGAUAUUGAGGCCUUGCCAAAGCUCUAAUUAAAUACCAAUUUUCAGGGAAACCUGUCAGUUUUUUCUCCGCAUUGUUUCGCGCAUUUUAUUUGCAAUUUAAUUUUAUGACUCCAAGAGUUAUAAGAGGGAAAAAUGCAUUAUUUUCUUCUAAAAUGAAUGAUUUAUCAGUGAGACUUUUGCAAAAUUCAAAUGCUUGUGAAGCACAGUGUUUUUUUUGGACACUUAGUGUUGAAGUUGAUUUAAACAAGGGGAUAAUCUCUAAGUCACUCUAGCGUUUUAUUAGCAUCUGUUGUAUGACAAAGCUGUUGUGAAUUUGAGAAAAACAUAAAAUCUAAGUAUAAAAAGUUACUCCUUAUUGGAAGCUUUUACGAGUGCUUGACCUGUUAAAGAUGCAUCAGUGUUUUUUUACCACAAUUCCUGCCAUUAUUAUCUGUAUUUGCACAAUUUUGAACAUUUUGAUAUUUUUUUAAUUCAAUGAACUAAGGUUUUCUGGUUUUGUUUGUAUUUUUCUACUUGUAAUGUUACUAGCAGCAACUCAGAUUAAUUUAAGUAUCGCUCAGUGUUCAUCGGCUCAUUCAACAGAGUUUUCUUAGGCUCUGAUCAUAGACUAUAGUAUUCGCUCAUCAUUUAAAAAUUCAAAGUUUUCAUGUGUUAUUGUUUGGUCAACUUUUUUGUUUGCUUUUAUAAAUAAACGUGCUCUUUUUAAGGGUU